Messenger RNA from Aspergillus niger, 1587 nucleotides. RefSeq lists its product as uncharacterized. Gene Ontology annotation, cellular component: nucleus. Lineage: Eukaryota; Fungi; Ascomycota; Eurotiomycetes; Eurotiales; Aspergillaceae. Gene Ontology annotation, molecular function: DNA binding. The record is from RefSeq and is a predicted model, not a curated record. Bases 1 to 1587 code for a protein of 528 amino acids. The transcript has a single exon.
AUGGACCAGAGGGAUCAGAGGAAAACAGAAUUUGCGGUUAUAUUUUUCGAUGGCUUGAAUCAGGGUUCCCGCCUUCGCCGCAUCUUGUCCGCGAAGCUGGGAAAUGUUGUACACAAGCGGAAAUGCGAACGUUUAUAUUCGUAUUUUAGGCCCCUUGCGCAGAAUUGGGGUCGCCGAUUUCUAGAGCUCCAUCCUCAUUUGAUGGCAACUUGGACCUCACAUUCUGAAAUUGUUAAGGGAACCAAGCAGCCCCAGCCUGAUCAAAUCUCUAGCUUUCUUGAUCUCUUCGAAAAGACCAGAAACCAGUAUGAGAUCCACCCCGACGAUAUCUGGAAUGCUGAUGAGAAGGGAUUCAUGCUUGAGAAUCGGACCGGCGCCCAGAAGUUCAUCCUUUCCCAAAAGUCUAUUCAACAUAAAGGCCGUAAAUUGCUUGCGCCGACCGAAGACUGGGUCUCAACGAUUGAGUGUUGCAAUACGACGGGCCAGGUACUUCCUCCUUAUGUCAUCCUCAAAGGGGAUGGGGUCAAAUCUUAUCGGCGCUUGAUCCCUGACAAGAAAACAUUUAUGAGAUAUCAAGAGAAAGGCAUCGUCGAUGAGAAAAAUCAAUUGAAGUGGUUGACUAGAGUGUUUAUACCACAAACAGCCGUGUCUCGAAAGACUCUAUCUAAACGUGGUAUAUCAUCGGGUCGAUACACGCGUUUGCUCCUGCUAGAUGGACACUCUUCUCCUAUCUCAUUUGAGUUUGUCCUCACCUGCUGGGAAAAUGAUAUCAUACCACUCUGCAUCCCUCCAUGCACCUCGCAUCUCCUUCAUCCACUAGAUGUCGGGGUGCUCCCGGAUUUCACCAAGAUCUACACCGGUGAAAUGCGGAAUAACUUACAUCCCCACCAGCUCAGGAUUAGCAGGGAAGUAUUCUUCCUGCUGUGGUGGCGUUCUCGGGAGGAGGCCAUGUACCCGGAGAACGUCAUCAUGGGCUGGCGGAAUUCGGGAACGUGGCCUGUCAGCAAGGGUGUCGUGUACAAACGGGCGGGCUUCGAUCUUCCGGAAGCCAGGGAUGUGCUUGAUCCUACGGAGUUGAAAGCUCCCACCAAUAAAGAGGAGUUCUAUACCCUGCUGGAUCAGAUGCUUUCCAGCCCGCCGGAAACCUCGACCCAGCUACGCGAAUUUUUGAUGGAUUGCUUUUAUCAGAGGAGUCGCAGUGUUGAAUUACUCCAAGAGAAUUUAAGCAAUCACUACGAUGUACAAGUAGACAUCGAGCGUGACCUCCCGGAAACAGACGCAGAGGUUACGAAGCGACGCGCCGAAGAUGAUCCAGCUGCACGGACAGCAUCCGGCGAAAGUUCAUCGUUCAAACGUCAGAACAUGAACUCAACUCCUAAUCCUGAGCCGAUUCAAUUAAGCAGUCAGCCGAUACAACCUCCCAAUGCAUCGCUCAAUGCAGGGCCCCAGCCAGAAUGGCACUCUAUCAGGAACUCAUAUGGCUGCAUUGGAGGUGUUUUACCUCAAGCAGGGCCAAGCAUUCAUCCGACAGGACCGUCCUCUGGUACCUCGCAGUAUCCUGGCAAUCUAUGGCAAUACGAAAGCUAG